This is a messenger RNA of Drosophila grimshawi, 611 nucleotides long. RefSeq lists its product as uncharacterized. The record is from RefSeq and is a predicted model, not a curated record. The transcript is spliced from 2 exons. Lineage: Eukaryota; Metazoa; Arthropoda; Insecta; Diptera; Drosophilidae. The coding region runs from base 21 to 527 and encodes 168 amino acids.
ACGCAUUAUUUGGUAUUAAGAUGUAUCCUCCAAAUUCAAUGUUUCUUCUAUGUGCUGUUGUCGUACUGACCCAUAUUUCGUAUGUGAAUGCAAGAGCUCUGGUCAGCACCUCAGCGGUGCAAGUGCGGACAAGUGUGAUUGGGAAUCAUACGGCAAGAAGGAGCAAUGAUACUGCUUUAACUAGACUGCCAGCUCAAGCCAAAUCACUGGAGAUUUCCCAGCCGACAGGGAGAACUCCUGUUGCCCAUAUUAUUCGCAAGAAACGCGAGACUGAGAUGACUUUGCCUUUUGAUUUCAAUACAAUGCAUUUGCCAUGCGAUUUGGAUCAAAGUGGCAGGGCGCAAAUCGUCAGUAGUUUUCCCAAUCAUUGCAUUUGGGUGUGGAACAAUAAAUAUGCGCACGAGGGAACCUUUCGCGUCUAUAAGACAUACCAGCUGGAGGCUUUCUUCUUUGGGCAGUAUUAUGAGCGCCUCAAGCGCUUCGAGAUCGAUCCACACACUUGGGACUACGGCGAUACUGGUGUCUAGAUACUCACAGUAUAGUAUAUAACCAUAAUAAAAUUCUUUGUACGUUUCGUUGAAAUAUAUAUACAGACUACACUGUAACUGGAA